This is a messenger RNA of Mollisia scopiformis, 291 nucleotides long. RefSeq lists its product as uncharacterized. The transcript has 2 exons. The record is from RefSeq and is a predicted model, not a curated record. Lineage: Eukaryota; Fungi; Ascomycota; Leotiomycetes; Helotiales; Mollisiaceae. Bases 1 to 291 code for a protein of 96 amino acids.
AUGCUUCUCCUCACCCUCAUCUUCCUAGCUCUCACCUCCCUCACCCCCCUCAUCUCCGCCGAACCCAUCCCCGCCGCCGCUCUCCGCUCCCGCCAAAUCACCAUCGUCGAGCAAUACUGCUGCACUAGCGGCUGCGGUCUCUGCAAUGCAGUUUCGUGUGCGGAUUUUGACUGCUUCGAUUUCCCAUUCUACAGUUGCUGUGCGGUUGCGGUUUCUGAGAAGAGAGAUGAGCAUGGAUCGAUGCAAGGUUGGAACUCGAAGGGCGAGAAGGUCACGUUUAUUGAGGAUUAG